This is a messenger RNA of Danio rerio (zebrafish), 1095 nucleotides long. Lineage: Eukaryota; Metazoa; Chordata; Actinopteri; Cypriniformes; Danionidae. The record is from RefSeq and is marked validated.
ACAGGUGCUCGUGCACGUCAGCAUCAACCCCAGUUUGCGAGUUUGUAGCUAGCAGCAGCUCACCUGCUGUCAUGCUUUCCAGAGCGAUCGCUAUGGCUGGGGUCACUGCGAACAAGAUCAGUAAACACAUCACCCUCCUGUCUGGGACUCCUACGGGUAACUUUUCACCUGGUCACCCAAAACCGGUAUUGAUUUUGCUGCCUUGGUUGGGCUCCAGACCUCAGGCCAUUGCCAAAUACUGUGAGAUUUACUUUCGCACGGGUUUUGAUGUGCUUGUUGUGGAAAGCGAGGUGAGCCAGUUUUUGUGGCCCCGCUGGGGUUUGGAAUUUGGUGGCCAUUUACUGGACUUGUUAGAGAGCGAGCGCUUCUCACAACGCCCCCUACUGGUCCAUGCUUUCUCAAUAGGGGGAUAUACAUUUACUCAGGUUCUUGUUCAUGUGGCCAAAGACACCCAGCGUUAUCAGAGCCUGACAAACAGGAUCAGGGGUCACAUCUACGACAGCUUGGUCAUAGGGUCACUGGAACAUAUGGCCAUUGGUCUUGGUAAAACCAUGAUGCCACGGAUGGAAAGUCUGGUGAGGGCUGUUAGCCUUCUGUACUUCCGUGCGUUUAAACAUCAGACGGUCGACUACUUCAACUCUGCGAUCGAUGUCUUCUGGAACACUCCUGUAAAUGCACCGUCACUUUUCUUCUACUCUGAGAACGAUGCACUGUGUGAUUACAAGAGUUUGGAGAAGGUGGUGGAGCUCUGGAGAAGCCGAGGUUUGACUGUCGAGAGCAAGAAGUGGAAAGAGUCCAUUCAUGCAGGUCAUCUGCGCACACAUCCUCAGGAAUACCUCUCCACCCUGGACAACUUUGUGCAGUCUCUCAAUAUAGUGCCAUUGAAGGCCAAAAUGUGACUGGUCAUCUCCUGUUUCCUUAAUCAUCAGAAGUUAUCUAAAGUGCCUGGUUUUAUAUAGACAUUCUCAUGUAUUUGGCUUCAAUCUGUUGACUACAUCAAAUCUGUUUUUUUUUUCUGCCAAAAAAUAUUCACAGCUAGUCCAGAAGAAGAGUGAAAAGAGUUUUUUUUCUCUCUGAGAUCAUGCUGCUGGAGGG